UGAUAAUGUGAAAGGCGCGUUAAGGGCAAGUGCUUGUCUCUUUCCUUCUCAUCUCAUCGCAUCACAAGAUUUCAAAUAUAAGAUUCAGCACACAAUAUUUAUUUAUAUAAUAUAUUACAGCAACAUAUGAGUUAGGAUUUACCUGUUUCUCUUCUCCACCCCUUACGCCUUCCCCCUCACACUAUAUAUAUCUCUACUCUGCUCAUGAUACCCAUCACCCCCAGAGAGAAACUAAUUACAUAGAAGAUGACAGGUGGUGCUAUGCUGUUGAUUAUAUCUCUCCUCCUGGUUGCCUCCUCUGCAAUCGCGUGCGAUCGCUGCGUCCACCAAUCAAAAGUUGCUUUCUUUUCCAAAGCUGAAGCCCUUGUGUCGGGAGCUUGUGGGUAUGGUUCUCUGGCAAUAGGAUUCAACGGGGGUCGCAUUGCAGCCGCCGCACCCUCCAUUUACAAAGAAGGAGCUGGUUGCGGCGCAUGUUUUCAGAUGAGAUGCAAGAAUGAAGAUAUUUGCAGUAAAGAAGGGACUAGGAUAAUAGUGAGUGAUCGGAAUGAAGAUAACGGGACUGACUUUGUAUUGAGCAGCAGAGGUUUCAUGGGGAUGGCGAAGAAGGGAAUGGGUCAGGACAUAUUGAAACUUGGGGUGGUUGAUGUUGAAUACAAGAGGAUACCAUGUGAUUACAAGGACAAGAAUCUGGCACUUGGUGUGGAAGAAUCAAGCCACAACCCUAAUUAUUUAGCCGUUAAGUUCUUAUAUCAAGGUGGUCAAACAGAAAUUGUCGCAGUCGACGUGGCUCAGGUUGGAUCAUCAAAUUGGAAGAUGAUGAGUAGAAAGUACGGUGCUGUAUGGGACACAAGUAGGGUGCCGAGUGGGGGUUUGCAGUUCCGUUUUGUAGUGACUUCAGGGUUCGAUGGGAAAUGGUAUUGGGCCAAAAACGUGCUGCCUGCGGAUUGGAAAAACGGUGUGAUUUAUGAUUCGGGCCUCCAAAUCACUGAUAUUGCUCAAGAAGGCUGCUCUCCUUGUGACCUGCAACAACCCACUUACAAACAUCAUUAAUUAUACUACUACUACUUGUACUUCACUACACAACAUCAUCAUCAUCAUCCUUAAUAAUCCCAUUUGUUGGUGGUUGUAAAUAAAAUAGCAGUUUUACUACUAGUGUUAUAUAUUUCUACAAAUAGAGUAGAUUAGAA
Messenger RNA from Sesamum indicum (sesame), 1187 nucleotides. Its product is annotated as expansin-like A2. The record is from RefSeq and is a predicted model, not a curated record. Gene Ontology annotation, biological process: sexual reproduction. Lineage: Eukaryota; Viridiplantae; Streptophyta; Magnoliopsida; Lamiales; Pedaliaceae. Gene Ontology annotation, cellular component: plasmodesma; extracellular region; plant-type cell wall.